UGCGGUUCCCUGGCGCGUGGCAGGCAGAGCGGUGCGUCUCAGGCAGUGAGUAGGAUCGGCAGCGCGUGCGCCCCAGGCCGGACGGCGAUGGGGCGCGUGCAUGGUACGAAAGAACACAGCGAUGUGAUUGGAUCAUCGUCGACGCGGGUGGCUGGCCGGGCUACUCACAGGAGGGAGGGGUGGUGGAGUGAGCAUCUCGGCGGGUGCGUCGCCGCGCGCUCCUGGAGCGCUUCUUCCUGCGAGAUGCACACACGUGAUCGCGCCGCCCGUCGUGCUCCCACGCGGCACGUGCCGGGCGCCUUAUCGCUUAUCGCGACUAGCCUGGGAGCGCCUCGCGGAGGGCGGAGGCGCUGGCGGAGCUCGCAGCGCCAAAGCUUGGCCUGCCUGGCGAGGGCGACGAGGGCAGCCCUGCGACACUCAGAAUGCAGACUCACAACUGCAGCUGGCGGCUGUGAUGCGUGGCGCUGCUGCUGUGGCGAGCUCGAGGUGGACGUGCGGGGAGCGGGAGGGACAGAAGCCGGCGCAGCAGCAGCUGAGGCCCGCUGCGGGCGACGCCGAGGCGAGCAAGUCUCAGAAGUGCGUGCACCACAAGCCGGUACGAGGCAACAGAAGGACGCGGGACGGAUGCUUGUGGCGUCGGUGAGACGGCAUGCUGUCUCUGCGGUCGUCGGGAACGAGAGUCAGCAGCGAGAGGGGCGUGUGGGGCUCGGCGCCGCUCUUCGGAGGCAGCACGGCGCGGUUUGAGCCCGUCGGGGGAGCGCUCCGGACGAGCAUGAGCGUGCUCGACUCUGAGCUGCGAGCGGCGGUGUGAUGCAGAUGCACAAGGUACAAGCUGUC
Molecule: messenger RNA, 837 nt
Organism: Tilletiopsis washingtonensis
Lineage: Eukaryota; Fungi; Basidiomycota; Exobasidiomycetes; Entylomatales
Exons: 1
Coding region: 88-744 (218 amino acids)
Source: RefSeq, a predicted model, not a curated record